AUGGCAUUUAAUGCAUCGAGUGCAGUAAAUGGUAAUGCAACCAAUUACGAAAUCAUGGAUAACCCGUGCUUGCAUUUAGGAAAGGGUCAGUUCUAUCUUGGGAGUGUUAUAUCGACACUGGGUAUAAUUGGUAAUGCUGCUUUUAUGUUUGUUGUUCUUCGCGUACCCUCCAUGAGAACCGUGACCAAUGCUUAUCUGGUCAAUCUCGCUGUUGCUGAUUUGCUACAUUUAAGCACGCAUCUGUUCAUGUGGGUAUGCAUACUAUACGAUCCAGAAAAAUGUCGACUGGAUAUGUUGUACUGUUAUUUACUGCUACCAUCGCGCGUCAGUCAAUAUGUGUCUAUGUUUACCGUGACUAUGCUGAGCGUCGAACGUUAUCUAGCUAUGUGUAAACCGCUGGUGUACCGCAAUGGGGUUAUUCACAAGAAACGAUUUGUCCAAAUGGUAAUCGUUGCGAUCUGGGCAUUAUCAACGAUUUUAGUUAUUGGCACAUUCAUUUCGUGUACGGAUGACACUAUAAUGGAAACUGUGCAAAUUGUUGACGGAGUUUUGUUUUUGAUAUGUGUGGGUUUGCUCAUGGCAACAGUUUUGACGAUCUACGUAGUAAUUAUCAAACAAGUUCGACAGUCCUCGAAUUCUGUAAAGAGUCACGAGAAACAGAUUAUCCGUGUAUGUCUCGUCACUGCGCUGGUGUACUUUGUGUGCACUAUUCCUUCCGUAUUUGGGUCAAUUUUUUUGUUGAUGUCAAUCUUAUCUUCGCAACAGAUAUGUCGCGUGAAGCUGACCGUGAAUAUGAGUACUAUAUUUCUGGAGGUGAAUUCCGCUGUCAAUCCAUUGAUAUACAAUGCCCUCAGUUCCAACUACAGGAAGGCGUUCGGCAGAGCCUUUGGUUUUAUAUCAGCGCGCCACAACCAAAGAAGUGGCACACUGACGGGCAGUACGCGAUUAAAUGAUGGCAAUGAUACAAGACGGAGGAAACGACACAAUUCUGCUUAUACGUCGUGCACGGCUACGACUGUGUGA
This is a messenger RNA of Saccoglossus kowalevskii, 1023 nucleotides long. RefSeq names its product somatostatin receptor type 2-like. Lineage: Eukaryota; Metazoa; Hemichordata; Enteropneusta; Harrimaniidae. The record is from RefSeq and is a predicted model, not a curated record. Gene Ontology annotation, molecular function: G protein-coupled receptor activity. Gene Ontology annotation, cellular component: plasma membrane. Gene Ontology annotation, biological process: G protein-coupled receptor signaling pathway.